AGGAAGACCAUCACGUUGGAUUGCGAAAUGCAGUCGCAGGCCGCACCGUUAUAAAACAUCGAAAGUUUUUAAACGUUUCGUUGGGUAGCUUUCGUGCAGUGUAGUUUAAUUAUCGAUCCGCGGCAGGCAUUCGCUCAAUCCCAUAUUAGCUAUAGACCGACCAGUUUACCCUCGCAAUUGUCAUGGAGCCACUCAAAGGUCAGCAGCCAUCCGGCAUAACCGGGAAGCUCAUCAUCACUUUGGUGGCUGCCACACUGGGAACAUAUUUCACCAUUGGUUUCGGUGUGUCCAGCCUCAACGGACCCCAGAACAUCGUUCUCCAGUGGAUCCGCGAUGUCAAAUGCCGGAGCUUUGGUGGCGAAUUCGGAAUGACCUACAACAGUAUUAAUGAUACCGAACACGAUCCCAAUGUUACCAAAAAUCUCUGGUGCAGACCGUUUCCGGCCACCGAAGAAAAAGAAAUGUUAGCCGAAAAUACGGAAUUAAACACCCUGUGGGCGCUGAUUGCAUCCGGGAUUUGUACCGGCGCGGUACUAACGGUUCUAACCUGUUCUUCGCUGAUCCAGUGGUUUGGUGUGCGCAAUACACUGAUCAUUAGUGCUUCGAUAUUCGCCGUCGGUUGUAUAUUAUGUGGAUUCUGCAAAGUAGCUGAUUCUUGGCCGAUGUUGAUGGCCGGACGAAUGAUUCUCGGAAUGGCAUGCGGAUUGGAGACGACCGUUGUCGCCAUGUACAUGUCGGAAGUGACCCCGAUCCGGCUGCGCGGCGCAGCUGGAACACUGCCAAUUGUCAUGUAUGUUAUCGGCUUAAUGCUGGCUACCGGUUUUGGAUUUCCCGAAGUACUGGGGACGGAAAGGCUGGCCGGUUUGGCGGGAGCGGCCGCGCUGCCGUGCAUCGUUUCGUGUAUAGUUCUGCUCAAAUGCCCGGAGAGUCCGCGUUUCCUGUUUAUUUCCCGCGGGAAGAAGAUCGAUGCACAGCAAGCGUUAGUGUGGCUGCGCGGUACAACACUGGUUACCGAAGAACUUGACGAAAUGGCGGCGGAAGCCGCUAGCCUGCGCAACAGUCGAAAGGUCACUUUCAUCGGACUGUUUACGGAUCCGUUCCUGCGAAGAAUAGCUUUACUGGCGGCUGUUCCCAUGUUAGCACAGCAACUUUCAGGGUAUAACUGUGUCGGAUUUUAUUCUACAUCCAUAUUUGCCGGGAUCGGUUUAGACCGACGGACUGCCUUAUUUGCUACGCUUGGAUUAUGGAGCUGUUUUGCUUUAGCCAGUGGUAUAUCGAUGGUACUAGUGGACCGUCUGGGACGCCGGAUAUUAUUAGCAAUUUCCGGCUUUGGUGUCAUUUUGGCAUUGGUCAUGUACACGAUUUUUGCCACUAUGGGUGACAAUGGUGUGGGAGAAGGGACGAAACUAGCCACGGCUCUGUGUUUACCGGGAUAUGUUUUGUUUUAUGGCAUCGGCGUUGCAUCCGUGCCAUGGAUAUUAGCCGGUGAACUGUUCACGCAGGAAGCCCGUAGUGCAGCGACAACGCUGGUUUCAGUUGUCUGUUGGCUGGUUGGCGCGGUGGUCUCCAAUUUGUUUCCUUUGAUGGUUGUGGCCAUGAGCCAUUAUACCUUCCUUAUCUUUGCCGUUUUAGUUUUAGUGUGUGCCGUUUAUCUCUUAUUGAAAUUGCCGGAAACCAAGGGUCUGACGGUCGAGAAUAUCCAAAAGAAACUUCACUCGGGAGGUCUUUAACUACGAAGACUAACGCUGAGAUUCGGUGCUUCCUCAUUUACCGCUUAUUGCGCUGUAUACCGUAUAAUUAGUUCUCAGAAAAUACAAAACUUCCAGUGGCCACUUUUAUUCAUAAUCCAGUGAGUAAUAUAUACUUUUCGCAAGCUGGCGCUUUGCCUUUGGAUUUUGAUUGUUGACUGGCACAAGCCCUUCAAAUAUUUGUCUGCGCAUUAAAUGCAGCGCUUUUUCUUGUUAACCAAUUUAUAUGUUAAAAUUAUUUAAGUAACGGUCUCUGCUAUCGUCGAAACACAUUUAACGGGAUAGCAAAAUAAAAAUUACAAACUCUU
Molecule: messenger RNA, 2056 nt
Organism: Paramacrobiotus metropolitanus
Lineage: Eukaryota; Metazoa; Tardigrada; Eutardigrada; Parachela; Macrobiotidae
Product: solute carrier family 2, facilitated glucose transporter member 1-like
Biological process (GO): monosaccharide transmembrane transport
Cellular component (GO): membrane
Molecular function (GO): hexose transmembrane transporter activity
Source: RefSeq, a predicted model, not a curated record